UAGGCGAUAGACUCAGUUUAACCUUCCGCGUUUACAUGCAGCUGGUCAGCGAGACAUGUCACCUCCAGUCUCUGUUUGAGUUUGUUAACUUAAUCACACGAGCUGUUUUACUCGAAUGAAAGGAUUUAGGAGAGGGCUGCGAUGUGGCGUUGUCUUUUGAUUCUCUAUCUGACAUGUCUCGCGUUUACUCAGUCUGCGGAUCCGCUUUGUAGCAGCGUUCCAGAGUUCAAGCAUGAUCAAACUCAAUCGGUUUCGGCGACGUUUGGCCACAGCGUGGUCCUCACCUGCACAGCCUCCAUAGGUUUAAACCGCACCGAUUCAGACUGCAAAGACCUCCUGGAGUGGAUAAAAGAUGGCACACCGCUUACCAACCUCACCUACUCUGAAAAUGUAAAAGACUGGUACCCUGAUGAGGGUCACAUCAUUAAGAGCAGUGAAUUAACACUGACCCUGACAGAUCAGGCUGAUUUUGGUGUGUAUUUCUGCGUGGUGAGGAACAGCACAGCGCAAUUCAUCGUAAAGGAAUACAAAUCCCCAAGUCACACCGGGGCAGUGGUGGCGUCAGUGGUCCUGCUGCUUGUGCUCGCUCUGGCAGCGGUGGUCUAUUCCAAGUGCCGACUCAACUUUAAACUGUGGUAUAGGAACAUUUAUGGAGAGUAUGAGCUCAAUGAUGGCAAAAUGUGUGACGCCUACAUCUCAUAUGUCAGCAAUGAGAAUGACAGGAAAUUUGUCAACUUCAUCUUGAAACCUCAUUUGGAGAACAAGUACAGUCAUAAACUGCUGCUCAACGACACAAACAUCCUUCCUGGAGCUGAGCCGUCUGCAGAGCUGCUGAUGAACAUUAGUCGCUGUCGCCGGCUGAUUGUUGUUCUCUCUCAGUCAUACCUGGAGCAGGAGUGGUGCACAACCAACUUUAGACAGGGUUUGUGGCACUUGAUGGAGCUGUCGAGGAAGCCCAUCUUCAUCAUAUUUCAGUCGCAGCAGAAGCAAAUGAGCCAGGACAUCAGUCAUCAGCUGAGACAACACCAGCCCCGAAUCACGACCCUCACCUGGGGCGCACACUCCAUGACCCCUUCUUCAGGCUUCUGGAAGGAGCUGGCACUGGCGAUGCCGCUUAAGGUGACGUUUCACAGGGAAUCUGCCGGCGAUCCGCAGACUCUGCUGCAGGGCGAUAAAGAUCCCAUGCUCACGCAGCAGCCUGAUUACCUGGACUGCAGACCGGACCCCGAUCCCGCAGGAGACCUGGGUUUCCAUUUGCCCAUCUACAAGACCCUUCCCUCCAGAGCUCCUGUGCUUCCUGCAGAUCCAGGUGUGACGGCUGAACCAGAGAUAGACGUGUCUGACCUCGGCUCGAGGAACUACGCCGCACGCACUGAUUUUUACUGCCUGGUCACUGAGGAUGAUAUCUGAGACACACUCCUGUUCUUUUUUGCACUUUUAAGUUACUUUUAGCCCAAUGAUUUCUUGUUACUCUCACUGUUUCCUUUGUUUUUGUUUAUCUACACCUGUACGAUUAUGUAUGCACAAUUCUUUAUACUUUUAUGCAAAAUGUUUUAUAACAUUUCAUAUACAGUCAUAGGGAUUUUGGUUCUGUAUAUAUUUUAAUAAAGUUGUGGGGUCUGUG
This is a messenger RNA of Sinocyclocheilus anshuiensis, 1624 nucleotides long. RefSeq names its product single Ig IL-1-related receptor-like. The coding region runs from base 142 to 1410 and encodes 422 amino acids. Gene Ontology annotation, biological process: signal transduction. The transcript has 9 exons. The record is from RefSeq and is a predicted model, not a curated record. Lineage: Eukaryota; Metazoa; Chordata; Actinopteri; Cypriniformes; Cyprinidae.